AUGGACAUGUCAGGCAUGUCCGCGAGUUCGACUUCUUCCUCCAGUUCUGGUAUGACCAUGGCCAUGGCCAUGGUCUUUACCAACAGCCACUCCACACCUCUCUGGUCCUCAACCUGGACACCGACUACAUCCGGGCAAUACGCGGGCACAUGCAUCUUUCUCAUAAUCCUAGCCAUCAUCGGACGAUGCCUGAUGGCUUUCAAAGCUGCCAUGGAGCGCAGAUGGCUGGCCAUUGCGCUCGAUAGACGAUACGUGGUGGUGGCCGGAAAGAAACCAGACUCUAUCUUGGACAAAGCUGAUCCAGAUACCAUCAAGACGGGGACUUUGACCUGCCAGGGCGUGGACGAGACGGUGCGAGUGGUCCGUCAGGUUGCGACAGAGACGCAGCCGUGGCGAUUCAGUGUUGAUCUUCCCCGCGCGGCUUUGGCAUUUGUGGUGGCCGGCGUGAGCUAUCUACUGAUGUUGGCCGUCAUGACGAUGAAUGUGGGAUAUUUCAUGUCGGUAUUGGCGGGCACGUUUAUCGGAGAAUUGGCGGUGGGCCGGUAUAUUGUGCAUUGGAGCGAGCAUUAGAUAUGAUACAUCUAG
Molecule: messenger RNA, 585 nt
Organism: Talaromyces stipitatus ATCC 10500
Lineage: Eukaryota; Fungi; Ascomycota; Eurotiomycetes; Eurotiales; Trichocomaceae
Product: Ctr copper transporter, putative
Exons: 2
Coding region: 1-570 (189 amino acids)
Biological process (GO): copper ion transmembrane transport; intracellular copper ion homeostasis
Cellular component (GO): plasma membrane
Molecular function (GO): copper ion transmembrane transporter activity
Source: RefSeq, a predicted model, not a curated record